UACUGCUUCAUUCUUCAUUUUCCUACUGAAUAUUCAGACGUUUGUAUAACUUUCAGAAAAAGAAGAUUGAACAUGAAAAUGUUUCUGUUAUUUUCAUCUAGAUAAAACAGAUCUCUGCUGUGACGACAGAUUGAGAAGAUGGCAAUGAUGGUGUUUUUGGUGGCUCUUCUCCCGUUUUUACUGGUGAGCGGAUGCAGUCAGGAUGAAGACAUGCUGGUUGACUGUUCUGACGUCUAUAAAUCAGGACAAACAGUCAGUGGGAUUUACUCCAUCUAUCCAGCAGGUGAUUUUCCUGUCUGGGUUUACUGUCAGAUGAUCUCAGAUGGGAAAGAUGAAGAUAAAGGACAAUGGACGGUGAUUCAGAGGAGAAUGGACGGCAGUGUGAAUUUCUAUCGGCCGUGGAAUCAGUACAAGAGAGGAUUUGGGAAUGUGGAGGGUGAAUACUGGCUGGGGCUGGAGAACAUGUACCAGCUGACACGUAAGAACAAGUACAUGCUGAGAGUGGAUCUGGAGGACUUUGAAGGAAAUAAAGUUUUCGCUCUGUACUCGUCCUUCUCUGUGGAUUGUGAAACUGAUGGGUAUACACUGCAUGUUUCAGGAUUCACUGAUGGAGGAGCUGGUGACUCUUUAUCUGGCCAUAAUGGAUUCAAGUUCUCCACCUUUGAUAAGGACCAAGAUGUCUAUGAACAUAACUGUGCAAAAACGUUUCUUGGGGCAUUUUGGUACUCAAACUGUCACAACACAAACCCCAAUGGUGUGUAUUUAUGGGGUGACGAUCCCACUUAUUACGCUAUUGGAAAUGUUUGGUCAGCAUGGAAGAAUUACAAUGUUGGUAUGAAAUCCAUCAGCAUGAAGAUCAAACCUGUGUUUUAGAAACAUUACAGUGGUUUUCAGAAAUAAGCAACAAAAUCAAUUUCAUGUUAACUGUGUAACUCAGUGAAUCAUGUGGGAAUAUCACAAAUAUCCUAAACUUAUGCCUGAUUGUUCUUCUUUGUUUUGGGUCACUUCUUUGGUCAUUUAUACUUUUGAAUAAUGAAGUAAAGCAAGAAAGGAGUGUUUGGCUUCUGAGUUACUCACACAUUGCAUAUAUACAGCGAUGAAUGAGCUUUGUACCACAAAGAAAAACUUUAUCUGUGUGUUUGGAAGAGCGUGUGUAAAUCACAGACUGUGUUAUGGUGCA
Molecule: messenger RNA, 1180 nt
Organism: Labeo rohita (rohu)
Lineage: Eukaryota; Metazoa; Chordata; Actinopteri; Cypriniformes; Cyprinidae
Product: microfibril-associated glycoprotein 4-like
Exons: 5
Coding region: 139-873 (244 amino acids)
Biological process (GO): elastic fiber assembly
Source: RefSeq, a predicted model, not a curated record